This is a messenger RNA of Entrophospora candida, 852 nucleotides long. The record is from the annotation of a GenBank genome assembly. NCBI's taxonomy places the organism in Eukaryota, Fungi, Glomeromycota, Glomeromycetes, Entrophosporales, Entrophosporaceae.
AUGGCCAGCAACAAUCUUUUAGAACUAUCUAAAGACGAAGAAUUCAAACAAUUAAUUGAACAAAAUAAAAAUACUCCAAUAUUUCUUGAUUUCUGGGCACCAUGGGCACAACCCUGUGCUCAAAUGAAUGAUGUAUUUGCUGAGCUUGCCAAAAAAAAUACCGCAUAUAAAUUUAUUAAGAUUGAGGCAGAAAAAUUUCCUGAAAUUUCAGAAUCAUAUGAGAUAACAGCUGUUCCAACAUUCAUUGUCAUAAAGAAUGGAAAAAUUGUGGACUGUAUUGUUGGUGUAAAUGCGCCAGAGUUAACCAAUCUAAUAAACAAAAAUAUUAAAGCUGCAUCACUUGGAACACCAAGCCAACCACGUUGUGGAUUUUCAAAACAAAUUAUAGGGAUUUUGAAUGAGCACCAAGUUAAAUAUGGCAUAAAAGAAUAUUCUAAUUGGCCAACCUAUCCUCAGUUAUAUAUAAACGGAGAACUUGUCGGUGGAUUAGAUAUUGUAAAAGAGUUGGUUGAAUCGGGUGAAUUCAAGUCAAUGGUUCCAAAAGAAAAAAGUUUAGAUGAAAAGCUUCAAGAAUUAAUUAAUAAAGCUGAUAUAAUGGUAUUCAUAAAGGGAUCUCAAAAUAAUCCAAAAUGUGGAUUUUCCAAACAAUUGAUUGGAAUUCUUGAUGAAAAAAAAGUUAAAUACGAAGAUUUUGAUAUACUGCAAGAUGAAGAAGUUAGACAAGGAUUAAAAACAUUUGUAAAUUGGCCAACUUAUCCUAUGGUUUUUCAUAAAGGAAAUCUAAUUGGUGGAUUGGACAUUAUUAAAGAGUUGAAAGAAAGUGGUGAAUUGGAUGAGAUUCUUAGCAAUUAA